Messenger RNA from Tachyglossus aculeatus (Australian echidna), 3305 nucleotides. It is a transcript of the gene SOX5, whose product is annotated as SRY-box transcription factor 5. The record is from RefSeq and is a predicted model, not a curated record. Gene Ontology annotation, molecular function: RNA polymerase II cis-regulatory region sequence-specific DNA binding; DNA-binding transcription factor activity, RNA polymerase II-specific. NCBI's taxonomy places the organism in Eukaryota, Metazoa, Chordata, Mammalia, Monotremata, Tachyglossidae. Gene Ontology annotation, cellular component: nucleus. The transcript is spliced from 15 exons. Gene Ontology annotation, biological process: positive regulation of chondrocyte differentiation; cell fate commitment; regulation of transcription by RNA polymerase II. The coding region runs from base 38 to 2338 and encodes 766 amino acids.
UGGCUGCUGUGACAAAGGGAAACUGUGCUUUUCCAGCAUGCUUACUGACCCUGAUUUACCUCAGGAGUUUGAAAGGAUGUCUUCCAAGCGACCAGCCUCUCCGUAUGGGGAAGCAGAUGGAGAGGUAGCCAUGGUGACAAGCAGACAGAAAGUGGAAGAAGAGGAGAGUAACGGGCUUGCCGCCUUUCACCUUCCCUUGAAUGUGAGUUUUCCCAACAAGCCUCACUCUGAGGAAUUUCAGCCAGUUUCUCUGCUGACGCAAGAGAGUUCUGUCCAUAGGACUCCCACUUCUCAGCACAACAUAAUGGAUGUCGAUGGCAAUAAAGUGAUGUCUUCAUUUGCCCCACAUAACUCAUCUACCUCACCCCUGAAGGCAGAAGAAGGUGGGCGUCAGAGCGGAGAAUAUUUAUCCAGCACAGCUCUGGGAACUCCCGAGAGACGUAAGGGGAGCCUAGCGGAUGUCGUAGACACCCUGAAACAAAGGAAAAUGGAAGAGCUCAUCAAAAAUGAGCCAGAAGAAACCUCCAGUAUUGAGAAGCUCUUAUCAAAGGAUUGGAAAGACAAGCUUCUUGCCAUGGGAACGGGAAACUUUGGAGAAAUAAAAGGGACUCCGGAAAGCUUAGCAGAGAAAGAGAGGCAGCUGAUGGGGAUGAUCACCCAGCUGACCAGUCUGCGGGAGCAACUGCUGGCGGCGCACGAUGAACAGAAGAAGCUGGCCGCUUCGCAGAUCGAAAAACAACGCCAACAAAUGGAACUGGCCAAGCAGCAGCAGGAGCAGAUUGCAAGACAACAACAGCAGCUUCUACAGCAGCAACACAAAAUUAAUCUCCUGCAGCAGCAGAUCCAGGCCCAAGGUCAGUUGCCUCCAUUGAUGAUUCCAGUUUUCCCUCCGGAUCAACGGACCCUGGCGGCAGCAGCUCAGCAAGGAUUUCUUCUCCCUCCUGGCUUCAGCUACAAGGCCGGAUGCGGUGACCCUUACCCUGUUCAGCUGAUUCCAACUACCAUGGCAGCCGCUGCUGCCGCCACGGCUACCCCGGGUUUAAGUCCGCUCCAACUGCAGCAACUGUACGCCGCCCAGCUUGCUGCCAUGCAGGUGGCUCCCGGCGGAAAGCUUCCAGGGUUACCCCAAGGAAAUCUCGCCACGGCGCUUUCUCCUACCAGCAUUCACCCCGACAAGAGCACAAGCAGCCCGCCGCCCAAGAGCAAGGACGAAGCGGCCCAGCCCCUGAACCUAUCGGCCAAACCCAAGACCUCGGACGGAAAGUCGCCCACGUCUCCCUCGUCUCCGCACAUGCCGGCUCUGAGAAUAAGCGGCGGUGCUGGCUCCCUCAAGCCUUCCGUCCCCGCCACCCUUCCUAGUCCUUCGGCCAGAGUUAGCUCAAUAGGUUACCUAAAUGACCACGACGCUGUUACGAAGGCGAUCCAGGAGGCUCGGCAAAUGAAGGAGCAGCUUCGGAGAGAACAACAGGUCCUCGACGGCAAGGUGGCCAUGGUGAACACCUUGGGGCUCAAUAACUGCAGGACGGAAAAGGACAAAACAACAUUGGAAAGUUUGACUCAGCAACUGGCAGUCAAGCAGAAUGAAGAAGGAAAGUUCAGUCAUUCCAUGAUGGACUUUAAUAUGAGCGGCGAUUCUGAUGGAAGCGCCGGGGUCUCCGAGUCUCGAAUUUACCGGGAAUCCAGAGGGCGCGGGAGCAGCGAACCUCACAUCAAGCGUCCGAUGAAUGCCUUCAUGGUGUGGGCUAAGGAUGAGAGGAGAAAAAUCCUGCAGGCCUUCCCGGAUAUGCACAACUCAAACAUCAGCAAGAUUUUGGGGUCCCGUUGGAAGGCGAUGACGAACUUAGAGAAACAGCCAUACUACGAGGAACAGGCCCGUUUGAGCAAACAACACCUGGAGAAGUAUCCCGACUAUAAAUACAAGCCCAGGCCCAAGCGCACCUGCCUGGUGGACGGGAAGAAACUACGCAUAGGAGAGUACAAGGCCAUCAUGAGAAACAGACGCCAAGAGAUGAGGCAAUAUUUUAAUGUUGGGCAGCAAGCCCAGAUCCCGAUGACCGCGGCCGGGGUGGUCUAUCCCGGCGCCAUCGCCAUGGCGGGCAUGGCCUCGCCCCACCUCCCCUCCGAGCACUCCAGCGUGUCCAGCAGCCCCGAACCCGGCCUGCCGGUCAGCCACAGCACUUUCGGCGGGAAAGGCGAGGAGCCCCACGUCAAGGAGGAGAUGCAGGCCGACGACAUCAACGGGGAGAUCUACGACGAGUACGAAGAGGAGGAGGAGGAGGAUGCUGACGGAGAGUUCGGCAGUGACAGUGAAAACCACAUCGCGGGGAAAGGCAACUGAUCCCCGGCGGCCGGUGGGAGGGAAAAGAUAUGGCUCGUCUCGGGAUCUGGGACGGCUUUCAGAGGAGGCUCCAAUCUGGUUCGUCUUUACCGGUGGACAAGCACAUUAACUUUCUCAUACACUGACUGUUACUCUAACUGUUAGUCUUAACUAGUCGGGACGUCAGCCUGCCCCGAGGGGCUCGGAAAGGAAAAUAAAAAAAAUAAUAAAAAAACCAGAAACAAACAAAAAAAAUAUAUAUAUAUACAUAUAUAUAUAUACAACUACAAUAUCGACAACAAGAAAUUGAAAUAAGCUAAGGGUAAAAUAAUGCCAGUAAUUCAGCUGCUAGAUCCAAGCACUGAAAUCUUACCCGUCGACCUUUUUUUUCGUUUGUUUUCAAAUAAACUUUAUGGCUGUUUGUUCUACAACGUUCUAGAAAUUCUCACUCAGGUACACAGUGCCAACAAGUGGCUUGUGAAUGUGUUUUGUUGUUUUGUGCUACAGUUUAAAAAAAAAAAAAGAAAUAAGAUUUUUCUUUUGGGUAAUGCACCUGACAGGAAGAGAGAGAUUUCCCACGAUUCCCUUCCUCUUUCCCCUUCUCGAGACCUUUCGAUAUUUCAGGGGUGGUGGAUGGGGAGGGAAGGAGAAAGAAAAAUUCUCUUUCGGAUUUCUUUGCCACCAACCACCCAAUAAGCGAUUCUUUCUUUCCUAGAGAAAUCCUUUCUCUCCUACCACACUGCAGCUUCAAGCAAGUGCCAAAUUUGUACUGAAGUGUUGAACUAGUUCAUUUCUACUCUUUGAUUUUUCCCGUUCUUUCUCCAGUUAGGACAGCAUUGUGUCUUAGACAAUCCCUUGAAGAACCUGAUAUUACCAGCAGCUGGUGAGAUUUGACUAUUUUUGUUUAAAGGAAACUGUAGGUGCCGUUCUCAGGUGAAAGAGAGAGAGAGAGAAAGAGACAUAAGAAAUUUAGAGGAAAAAAAAAUAU